AAUUUCCUGACAUGGGAUGGUCGUUCAUUUCUAGCAGGGAGACAGUGAAAAUUCACCUCUAGAAAUUUUUCAACCUUAACUGUGCUGGUUUAUUCCAGCCAAAGUUAGAGAGACAGAAUUGGCCUCACUGCUGAGGAGAUAAUUUGCUAAAGGAAAGGUGCAAUGAACUGCUAAGCAGCUAUAGUAAACAUGACUUCAUUAACUAUUAAUCCAUGGUGUGUUUCUUAACCAGUUGGAUGUUCCAGACAAUUCUCCUGGAGAUGCAUUGCUGCCCAUCAACAUCAGAAGGACGGUAGAUAGAAGAAAUAAAACCAGGAAAAUUGGCUUAAAAAAAAAAGAACAGGAAACCCAAGCACCCUAAAUCUUGCCUUUCAUUUUAAUACACAGCAAGCAUGUGGUUCUAUCUGGCAUUGGCAGUUCUGCUGUACUUUGUGAUACGAUACUAUCGGGAAAGACAGGAAGUGGAGAACCUGACAGAGAAAUACAUCUUCAUCACGGGCUGCGAUUCUGGUUUUGGGAACCAGCUGGCCAGGCAGCUGGACACCCAGGGUCUGCGGGUGCUGGCCGCUUGCCUCACCCAGAAGGGAGCACAGCAACUGGAGAAACUCACAUCUGAUCGUUUGAAAACCACCCUGCUGGAUGUCACCAGCAGCGAGAGCAUUGAGGCAGCAACCGAGUGGGUGAAAGAAUGUGUGGGGAAUAAAGGACUCUGGGGCUUGGUAAAUAAUGCUGGAAUUGUGCACCCGGGAUCCCCCAAUGAAUGGUUGACCAAAGACGAUUAUGUGAAAGUGCUGAACGUCAAUCUAAUUGGGCUGAUCGAUGUGACACUGCAUAUGUUGCCCUUGGUGAAGAAGGCCAGGGGAAGAGUGGUCAACAUGUCCAGCAUCAUGGGUCGACUGAGUACCCUUGGAGGUGGCUACUGUCUCUCAAAGUAUGGAGUGGAGGCUUUCUCUGACAGCCUCAGGCGUGAGAUCCACCCAUUUGGAGUGAAAGUAGCCAUCAUCGAGCCAGGCUACUUCCGCACGUCCAUGACUGAUAUCCAAAACAACCUUGAGAGUGUGGAACAGCAAUGGAUCAAAGCCCCAGAAGAAGUCAGAGAAAGCUACGGCCAGCCUUAUUUUGACAAGUUUUACAAGAAGUUCAAAGACACUCUUGCAACACAUUGCUGCCCAGACCUCUACAUGGUGACAGACUGCAUGGCGCAUGCUUUGAUAUCCAGGCACCCCCGUACACGCUAUUCUGCCGGCUGGGAUUCCCAGUUCAUCUUCAUUCCUAUCUCUUACUUGCCCACUUCCAUGAUAGAUUUUUUGCUGACUCGAUCUUGGCCUAAACCUGCCCAGGCUUUGUAAAAGGAGUGAGAGGAAAGAGGUCUAUGAAUAGAAGUUCCAGCUGCCAUGUUUUGUCAACACACACGCAGUGUGCCAAUGCCAGGCUUUGCCCAUUGUAAGAGUGCUUCCAGAGCAAGGGGACUUAGCUCUUCCAAUCCAGUGACACUGAGGUCUGUCACAUCUUCCUAUUGACCAAUCAUUCACAAGACCGGUCUUCACCAUUUGCAGAUCCCCAGUGCUUUAAACAUAGCGGCAUCCAUAGACAUGUGUGUCUGGUCUGGAGCCUGCUGAGAAUAUCUUCAGGCAACUGUAGCUCUCACUUUCUCCAUCCAAACUAGCCAAGGUCAGAGAAUGCCAGCUAAUCAAUGUUUGAAGUUUGUCUUCUAAUAUUCAGUCCCUGAGAUCCUGCCCCUGAGCUUCCAGUGGUCCAUGAAUUAACAAAUAUCCCUUUCUCCUUCCUUCACAAAAAAGAGAAACAGGUAAAAUUUCUGGCAUCUUUCCUUACACACAAAUGCUGUCCAUGUAUUUCUGCAUGUACAUUUAUAUGGUUUGCAGAACAUACGUUCUAAUAGCCUGAUAUGAGAGUGGCUGCAAGGCAAGACUGAUUGUUAAAAGUGCUAAUAAACAACACUGAAAAGUA
Messenger RNA from Candoia aspera, 1968 nucleotides. It is a transcript of the gene HSD17B6, whose product is annotated as hydroxysteroid 17-beta dehydrogenase 6. Gene Ontology annotation, cellular component: intracellular membrane-bounded organelle. The coding region runs from base 393 to 1349 and encodes 318 amino acids. Gene Ontology annotation, biological process: retinol metabolic process; steroid metabolic process. Lineage: Eukaryota; Metazoa; Chordata; Lepidosauria; Squamata; Candoiidae. Gene Ontology annotation, molecular function: all-trans-retinol dehydrogenase (NAD+) activity. The transcript is spliced from 4 exons. The record is from RefSeq and is a predicted model, not a curated record.